Oryzias latipes (Japanese medaka) is the source of this 985-nucleotide messenger RNA. It is a transcript of the gene nubp2, whose product is annotated as nucleotide binding protein 2 (MinD homolog, E. coli). Gene Ontology annotation, molecular function: 4 iron, 4 sulfur cluster binding; ATP binding; ATP-dependent FeS chaperone activity. The record is from RefSeq and is a predicted model, not a curated record. Gene Ontology annotation, biological process: iron-sulfur cluster assembly. Lineage: Eukaryota; Metazoa; Chordata; Actinopteri; Beloniformes; Adrianichthyidae. Gene Ontology annotation, cellular component: cytosol.
ACUAAUCUGUUGUUUGAUUGGUGCCUGACGGACACUUCGUUGUGUAUCUUCCGUGCGCACGUUGCAGCCUCAAUAGGUGUUGUUAUCCUUUUAUUUGAAGCAUGGCAGAAGCCGGUGAUGGCAACCUGGCGCUGGUGAAACACGUUGUUCUGGUGCUGUCAGGAAAGGGGGGAGUGGGAAAGAGCACCAUCACCACAGAAUUGGCUCUGGCUUUCAAACAUGCUGGGAAGAAGGUUGGCAUCCUGGAUGUCGACCUCUGUGGUCCCAGCAUCCCUCGGAUGCUGUGUGUGGGCCGACCUGACGUCCAUCAGUGUGACUCGGGGUGGGUUCCUGUCUACACUGAUGCACAGAAGAGCCUGGCUCUGAUGUCUAUUGGUUUUCUAAUGGAAGAUCCAGAUGAGGCAGUCAUAUGGAGAGGACCAAAAAAAACAGCAAUGAUUGCCCAGCUUGUGUCAGAUGUCGCAUGGGGGGAGCUGGAUGUCUUGCUGGUGGACACCCCGCCAGGGACAUCUGAUGAGCAUUUGGCUGUCCUGGAAAACCUCAGAAAACACAGAGUAGAUGGAGCUGUUUUGGUAACCACACCUCAGGCGGUGUCAACAGGGGAUGUGAGAAGAGAGAUCACCUUUUGCAAGAAGACAGGUGUUCGGAUCCUGGGCAUUGUAGAAAACAUGAGUGGCUUCGUUUGUCCACAUUGCACUGAAUGCACAAACAUAUUUUCCAAAGGUGGUGGUGAAGAGUUGGCCAAACUGACUGGAUCAGUGUUUCUAGGUUCUGUGCCCUUGGAUCCUCUUCUCAGCGCCAGCGUGGAAGAAGGCAGAGACUUUGCAGAGUCAUUUCCUAACAGUGCCACAUUCAGUUCCAUCAGCAGUAUUUCUCAAGUUCUGCUCAAAAGCCUUGAAAAUGACUGACAUAAUUUAGUUUUUGUACACAUUAGAACAGAGAAUGGGGUUUACAUGACUAAACAUAAAUCCUGUUUCAUCUCUGA